Musa acuminata AAA Group (dessert banana) is the source of this 1666-nucleotide messenger RNA. RefSeq lists its product as uncharacterized. The transcript has 4 exons. The record is from RefSeq and is a predicted model, not a curated record. Lineage: Eukaryota; Viridiplantae; Streptophyta; Magnoliopsida; Zingiberales; Musaceae. Bases 507 to 1115 code for a protein of 202 amino acids.
GUCUUGUAAGGAGUGAGACUUGUUUCUAUAUCUUGUUCUGAUCUGCAAACUGUGUUGGUCCUCCUGUGGCUACAACAUAGUACCAUAUCUGAUCUCACUAAAUACUUCUUCACCUUGCCUCCCAUCCACAGCCUCUCAAGCUUUCUCCAUGUGUUGACAACCUUCUUGUUUCUCUGAGCUACCGAAGGGGAAGAUGAUUCUGGUGUUUUUACUUUGUUCAUGAGAGCAACAGAUGGAAAAACCAGUGGAGUCAAAGCCUUCAGAUUUCUAUGCUGAUGCUGUUGCAGGGUGUGUCUUCCAUUCUUCUUCUACUGUUCUGUUGCCGUUCACCUAUUUCUCUUUAAGAUUCAUAUAAAAACCCAAGAUGAUGAAGAUUAAACAAAAUGGGAUCAAAACUGCAUGGCAUCUGUGUUCAAGAACUGCUGUAAUGUAGUGGCCACAGAAUCUACAUCAAUAUAUUGCUGAAGGCAGGCCUCUGGUGUUGUCUGAAGCAGCUUUGCUCAUUCAUGGAGGAAUUUCUUGAGCAUUACAAUAGGGACUAUGUAAGGAAUACCAUGAUGAAGCAUCAAGAGAUCUUCAGACAUCAGAUAAAUGAACUUCAUCGGCUAUAUCGAGUUCAGAAGAUGAUUAUGGCUGAGCUUGGAAGCAGCAAGUUUGAGCUCCAAUCCCACAGCAAUGCAACUUCAAGAAAGCUGAAUUCUGUUACAAGCACAGCAGAUUGGAUCAGUUUAUCUACCUCAGAGACUUGCCAUGCUUCUUGUGUUAGUGAUGCACAUCAGUUCACAGAUCACAUUAAUUCUGAUUGCAGAUACAUGCUUCCAUCUGGUAACUGGUCAGGUCGGAGUGCAAAGGAACUGAUGAUCUGCUAUGAAGAUCCUCGUAGAGUGAGCAAAGGUCUCGAUCUUGAACAGCCUGCUGAAGAAUUUACUUUCACAGAAGCAUGGACCAUCCAAGAUCAAGCUCUCAUGUUUAAGAAACAGCUGAAGGAUAACAGCAGCAAGCUUAAAUGCCCACAUAACUCAUGGCUUGAUGAUGAGAGUGAGAUUCAGUUGACAUUAGGCAUUGCCUGUGGAACAGAUAAGAGGCCAUCAGAUUUUUCUGCAUCCAAAUUCUGAUUCAGGGUGGCUGCUCAAAGCCAGAGAUUUCAUGCAACAUCAGGAAUCUGCAGAUUUCUUUUGUAGAGAAUUACCUGAGUGAAAAACUUUGGUACCAUCUUUGCAAAAACUCGAGCUCAAAACUUCUUGAAACUAAGUUGGGGAAUCAAUGACUAGGCCAAUGGAAGAGUCUGAUUAUGAGGCCGAGAUCUGAUCCACAGAGAAACUUGCAGAAUUUUCAAUGGCUCUCUGAUCUUUUUUCUGAUUGGCAUCUGGUCUUGUUCCAGCCUUUCAUGCAUCUGGUCUUUGUGAUUGGCAUUCCAAGAGUUCAGCUGGGUUCAACACUUGCUCUGGUGCAGGCUGCUGAUCGAGAUGUCAGUUAAUUGGAGGAAUGAGAGAAUUUGACAUUGAACCUCACAUUAUUUAUUGAUCAGGCUUCAAAAGCAACCUCUUCUCUUCCUUGGUCUUGAGGUUGAAUUUUUCUUGGCCAGGACUUGCUGGUCUCAACAAAAAUAUUAGUACAAAUUAUUUAUAUUGUAAAAGAAAAUGGAUAUGAAUAACUUCUCAUACCA